Molecule: messenger RNA, 5259 nt
Organism: Haliotis rubra (blacklip abalone)
Lineage: Eukaryota; Metazoa; Mollusca; Gastropoda; Lepetellida; Haliotidae
Product: putative phosphoenolpyruvate synthase
Biological process (GO): phosphorylation
Molecular function (GO): ATP binding; kinase activity
Source: RefSeq, a predicted model, not a curated record
UUCAAUAGUACUGUGCAAAAUGUAAACAAAGCAAAAUCGCCAAAUGUAGGUGACAGCAGAUAGCGUGUGUUACUUAUCGGCGCCGAUGAUCCAUUCGGGGCAAAGUGUGACUGGGGCAUUACAUACAGGACGGACGCUGGAACUAGAUGUCAAGCUGAAGAGUGCUGUGGAUGAUGAUGCUUGCCGUGGCAGUUGGAGUUAUGAGUGGUGUCUUCAUCUGGCUCUUCCUCAAACCAAGCAAUCCUCGCAAUGGUGUUUAUGCUGUGCCAGGUCGAUGGUACUGGUUGAAAAAGGCUGUGUUCUAUUUGAUGUUCUCUGCCCGUAAACGUCAGAACAAGAAGAAAGGUCAAGGUCAGUCUGACAAAUUUUCAAAGGGCUACGGGAAGGGCAACACUGACCUUGCCAGCAUCGAUGGCCCCCAGGUCCUGGGUGAAGAUCCUUAUGCAAUAGAUACAGCCUACUAUGCUGGGUUUGGAGAGGAUGGUACCAAGGCUGUGUUCCGUAUUGCUCGUCGCCAUGGACGCAGCGCCGAACUAUGGUUGUUUCUGGAUCUGCCAGGUAUUGGCCAGCUGCAACACCCGGUCCACCCAGAUACGGAUGUUUAUAACACAGAUGGGCAGAUUUCUGCUGGUGGACUGACCUUUGAACUUCUUCAGCCAAUGAGGAGAUGGAAGAUCACAUACAGUGGUUUGAUGAGGGUAGGGCUGUGCAACGAUGUGGAAACCAAACCUGACCAUUUUGUAGAGACCAAGAUUUCCUUCAUCUGGGAUGCUUUCACUGAUCACUUCAACUUUGACAUGGACAUCAGUGCUUCGGCCAUCGCUGAUGGUGUUGCUAGGGAGCUGUGGACAAAGGAAUUCUGGGCCAGACUUCAAAGCAAGCAUCAGACCCACUAUGAGCAGUGGGGGGAGAUGAGGGGGAGGAUCGCAGUGGAGGGGUACGACGAGAGACGACUCAGUCUCAAAACUAUGCGAGAUCAUAGCUAUGGUGUGCGUGACUGGAGAAGCUUCUACCGAUAUGUGAUCCACUUUGUCUAUGUUGAGACUGGCUUGACAGCCCAGGUGGGGAUUGUCAGCCAUCCAGAUACAAUGUCCCACUUGAUGAUCGGGUACGUGGCCUACCCCAACGGGGACCUUGUGUCUGUGAGUCAUGUCAGCCUGAAACUGUGGGAGGUAGGAGAGGACGGUACCCCACCCAAACAGUACAGCUUCACCUUUACUGCUGACAAUCAGCUAUACACCAUCGAGGUGCGAACAGGCAUCACGCCUGUCUGGUAUCACCAUGACGACCGUGGGGGAAAAGUGAUGGAGGUCUUCUGUAACUACACAGUCAACGGCCGUGACGGCAGAGGGCUGGUGGAGUACUUUUACAGAAACACUGAUGGCCCCAGCUACACCCAGCAGACGUCUCACAGGAUGCUGACAGAGCCCUCUAGUGAGGAGACUGUGCAUGAAGAGGGCAGCCUCAUUCUGACUUUCACCCAUCCUAGCUGUGCUAGUUCCCAUCUUGUAGGAGGCAAGGGCUCCCAACUGGCUCUCCUCUCACAGGUCCAGGCCGAGUUGAGCGUCUCGGUGCCGAGCGGUGUUUGUGUCACGCUAGCAGCCUUCAACAGACAGCUCCAGUUUAACGAUUGUCUGGAUGUAUCCAUUGAAAACAUCAAAGGCUGUAUUGUACAUUGCAACCAUGACAAACUGUCCAGUGCCUGUUCGGACACAGUGGAGCUUUUUGCAACCACACCCAUCUGUGAGAGCGUGAGGGCAGCCAUCUUGGAUAGCCUAGGCUCUCUCUUCACAGAGAGUUAUGAAUCAAAGAGAUUUGCUGUCAGAUCCUCAGCUGCAGGGGAGGAUGGCAAUGAAGCAUCAAGUGCUGGGCAGAUGGAGACAUUCCUGGGUGUCACAGGGACCAGUGAGAUUCUUGAUGCUGUACGGAAAUGCUGGGCCUCUGCCUAUACAUUCCAAGCUGUGGAAUACCGCAGACAACAUGGCCAGCCAAUCAGGACAGCUGUGGGUGUGGUCAUACAAGAAAUGGUCCAAUCAGAAGUCUCAGGUGUAUUGUUCACAGCAGAUCCCAUCACAGGUAGCACCAGCAAGUUGACACUCAAUGCCAACUUUGGCCUUGGAGAGUCUGUGGUGUCGGGGAAGGCUGAUCCGGACACCUUCACGGUCAGACGGAGAUGGGGGGACCAACUGGACAUCACAGACAGACAUCUCGGCAAAAAGAACAUUAUCAUGGUUAUGACAGACAGCAGUGGUGUUGAGGAGAAGAAUGUUGCUGCCGAUGCUGCAGUGGCAAGUCUCUCAGAUGACGAUGUCCUGCGACUUUGUCACACUGGAGUACAGUUGGAGAAAUAUUUUGGAAAUAGCCGAGAUGUUGAAUGGGCAAUGGCUGAGAACAAGAUCUUCCUUCUUCAGUCCCGACCAAUCACAACAGCUGACCAGGAGACAGAGGAGGAGCUACUGCAUGAGUUUGACAGCCCUCUGGCAGCUGACUACGAGCUGCUCACCACAGGGAACAUAGGGGAGAUGAUGCCCCACGCUAUGACCCCCCUCACCUGGAGCCUCUUCUUCCAGGCCAUCGACUACAGCCUACAGGGUUUCAUGAAGGGCUGCGGGGCACGGCAGAGGAUUGCCACCGUCAACAAGUCUGUAUAUUCCUGCUGCAACCACCUGUUUAUAGCCAUGCAUCAUGUGGACGCCCUGAUUCUGGCAGCAGCAGGGACCAAGAAGGAGAUAGCAGAGUUAUCUCUCCUUGGGAUGACUCUCCCACAGCUCAAGAUCGAGGAAGUAAAGGACUAUGUUGGCAGGAGCACAUCAAGCUUUGGGAAAAUUAUGAACUUCUUCAAUCUCCUUAAAACAUCAUCGGACGGCAACAAGUACACGAGGAUCUGGGAGAAGCGUCUGAAGACGUACAGUGUGGGCGUGGGAUGUGACCAAGCCGAGGCGCUGUAUGCCGACAUUCACAGCCAGUUGAAGGUCUACUGGGAGGUAUGGUUGUACACGCUGAUCAACAGUUCCCGCUCAGGAAGUUGGGCCACUAUCCUCAUGUCUGUGCUCACUCAGGGGAAGGGAGAGUGGCUGAUGGAGCACUAUGGAGACAUUGCCAUGCUGUUGUCUCAGUGUACGGACGUGUACAGUGCCGAUGUACCGUCAGGCAUGCAGAAUCUGGCCAAGGAAAUCGCAGCGUCAGGCCUGGUCAAGGAGUUCCUGACACUGUCAGAUCAGGACUGUGUGAAGAUGGUGAAUUCGGGGAGACAUCCAGAAAUACAGAGGAAGUUCUCUGACUUCCUUGACCAUCACGGACACAGAUGUAUCCGAGAGGCUGAGAUGCGAGAGAAAUCAUGGCAGUCAGAGACUGAAAAACUCAUCAAAGUCAUCAAGACGAUUCUCCAAACCAAGUCCUAUGACUCCAAACCUAAACCAUCCGAGUCUGUGUCCCAGAUCAUUGCCAAACUGAAAACUCCUCUAACAUUCUUCCAAAAACUGAUAUUGAGAGGCCUGUUGCCGAAGGCGAGAUCCGCCGUUGGGGCGCGAGAGUGGGGCAAGUCUACAUCAGUGGUGAUGUCUGAGAAGUUCAAGCAGGCAUACUGGAGACUUGCGUCCCUCAUGGUGUCAGAGGGUCGUAUUCCGGAUGAAGAUCUCCUGUUCUUCCUCACCCACCAGGAGAUCGGGACUCUCAUCUCCACCCACUCCGCCCGCCUCAUCAUCAAGGCUGUCAGGAGGAGACGUGUACAUUCCAGGCAGAUGACUCUCAGGUUCCCCAAACUCAACAUCGGCCACCCUGUACCUAUCGAUGACAGCAAGAGAGAGGCCUCUGUGACCAGUGCUACUGAUGUACUCAAAGGUAUGCCAGUCAGCCAGGGUGAGGUGCAGGGUCCGGCAAGAAUCAUCACCAGGCUUGAAGAUGCUGGCAGUAUACAGGCUGGUGACAUACUGGUUGUGAUGUGCACGGAUGUUGGUUGGUCUCCAUAUUUCCCCCUAAUAGCUGGACUCGUCACAGAAAUGGGCGGGCUGCUCUCUCACGGAGCGGUGGUAGCACGAGAAUACGGAAUCCCCUGUGUUGUGAAUGUGACUGACGCAACUAUAAAGAUAAGAUCAGGUGAGUUGUUGGCCCUGGACGGACUCCGGGGGACUGUGAAGAGGCUGAAGCCAUCUUACCUGUUGACAUCUCCACUGGAAACACCAUUGUAAACAAAAAAAAUGAAGUGCUAAUUUGGAGUUCAGCAUAACCACUCACUUUUUUAGAGUGACAUUGAAAUAUUUCUUUCUGGAAUGAACAAAAAAUAAUACAAACCACAUGAUCCAAAUCUGUGCCAUAGUGAACAAAGACUUAUAACUCCAUCGCCUCUGAAUAUGUGUGUUGCUAUUUGUACCAACAAGUCAAGUGAAAUCAGUAAGCAGGUGCAUCAGUUUACACAAACUGCGAUGUGUCUCAGUGUGCUGUACACCCUGCUUCAGUGUUAGGUAGUGGUAAUAACUUAUAUAUCUUCUUAGCCGAUACAUUCAGUAAGUUUGACGAAAUCCUUUCAACAUUUUCCGACUAACCUUUCAACAUUUUUCGACUAACCUUUCAACAUUUUCCGACUAACCUUUCAACGAUAUCGGCCUUGGUUCCUGUCAUCGGCAGGCCUUGGCAAUCCAACCACCGUUUCAGCUGAACAACUGAAUGACAGUCAGUGUCGAGAUAAAUAAAUGUCGCUCCAGGGACGUCAUCAGGCAUGAGUGAUAUGUUAAAAAAAGUACAGGUAGAAGCCAUGGCGAUAAUAAUAUGAAGACAGCUGUCAAACUAAGGUGGCGAAAAACUGCAUUGUUUGUCCCUCGACAUAUUAUUGUGCAUCACGAGAUGCAUGUGUGCACACAAACUGUCACAUAAGCAAUGAAAUGGCUUAUGGUAGUUUGCACAAAGUCUUGUGCCAUGUAUGGCUGAUUUUACAUCUGUAAGUUGUACACGGACUGGUUUCAUUUGCUAAGAUUAGAGUCACAGCAGCAGUAUUGCAGCUGUUAACAUCUAUUCUGAAGUAAGCCUGAGAAACAGAACUGAAGUGCUUGCUACAAAAUACUGAUCAGAGUGUUCAGUAAUUACCUCAAGAAUCACAUGCUCAAAAUGUGACCAAUUUAUGUUUUCUUCAUGUAUAUGUAAAUAUCAAAAUUUACCUUUUAUUGACUUGGUAUGUGUAUGUUAAUUUUCUUUUAUGAUACCUUAGUCAUCCACAUUUUUAUACUGUAUUUUUGUCUGACAAAGUUAUGGUGAAAAUUCCAGAUG